Messenger RNA from Phlebotomus argentipes, 1098 nucleotides. RefSeq names its product RNA-binding protein 47-like. NCBI's taxonomy places the organism in Eukaryota, Metazoa, Arthropoda, Insecta, Diptera, Psychodidae. Gene Ontology annotation, cellular component: nucleus. The record is from RefSeq and is a predicted model, not a curated record. Gene Ontology annotation, molecular function: mRNA binding. The coding region runs from base 1 to 1098 and encodes 365 amino acids. The transcript has 3 exons.
AUGGCUCUAGAUAGCUACAAUAUUUCUCCUGACGCGAAUGAUUUGGAGGACCAGCAAAACGAUGAGGUAUAUCGCCGCAAAUUCAACCUUAACUAUCCGAUCGUUCAGAAUAAUGGCUGCCGCCAAUAUGGGCCUCCACGCGACUUCCGCGGACACCCUCCGGGAAAGGACUGCGAGCUCUUCAUCCACCGCAUCCCCAAGGGCCACACGGAGUUCGAUCUGCUGCCGGCACUCGAGAAAUUCGGGAAGGUGUACCAAUUCCGGCUCAUGAUGGACUACUGCAACCAGAGCCGAGGCUACGGAUACGUUGUGUACUGCAGCCUGGACGAGGCCAACAGAGCCUUCGAGCUGCUGCCGCACUUCAUCAUGAACAGUGGCGCCUGCCUGGACGUGAAGAGAUCCUACGACAAGUGCCGUCUCUUCGUGGGCAACCUGCCACAGGAAAUGGAUCCGGACGCCAUCAAGAAUACUCUGAAGAUAAUCUAUCCUGAGAUGUGCAAUUUCAUCAUCCACGGGCGCCUAAGCAACAUGCAGAAGAAUCGAGGAUUUGCAUUCAUUGACUUUCCCAACCACCAAGCCGCUCUGCGAUCGAAAAAGAAGAUCGGGCCGGGAUCACUGAAGCUCUGGGAUCGUCAGAUCCGAGUUGUCUGGGCCAAGGAAGAGAGAGGAUUGGAUCCGGACCUCAUGGCAACGGUCAAGACUCUCUUCAUCCGCAACAUCGACUUGGACGCCACUCGUGAAUUCCAGUCGUUCGUCACCAAGCACUUUCCCAUGGAGACAAUUCUGAAGAUCACUCAAGUGCGUGACUUUGCUUUCGUGGAAUUCACUACAAGGCUUGUCGCAAUGCAGGCGCUAUCCAUAUUGUCGCAAGCCGAAUUCCGAGGACACAGUCUCAGCGUUGAGUGGGCUUUGCCAUCCACUCCCGGCGUGCAGAGCCUUCAGAAGCGUUUUGACUUUGAUUCCAUCCUAAAGCUGAAGUGCGUUGCCAACGAUUGGAUCAUGCCUGUGUACAUCUUCGGCCGCAUCUUGCAGUCGGUCGACGUGCAGUACGUGGCAGUGAUUCUUCGCGGUGCACAAAUGGAAGAGCGGCCGAAGUGA